Molecule: messenger RNA, 1662 nt
Organism: Lynx canadensis (Canada lynx)
Lineage: Eukaryota; Metazoa; Chordata; Mammalia; Carnivora; Felidae
Gene: GRIN3B
Product: glutamate ionotropic receptor NMDA type subunit 3B
Exons: 4
Coding region: 1-1662 (553 amino acids)
Cellular component (GO): membrane
Molecular function (GO): glutamate-gated receptor activity
Source: RefSeq, a predicted model, not a curated record
AUGGAGUUUGUGCGGGCGCUGUGGCUCGGCCUGGCGCUGGCGCUGGGGCCGGGGCCGGGGCCCGCGGGGGGCCACCCGCAGCCGUGCGGCGUCCUGGAGCGCCUGGGGGGCUCGGUGCGCCUGGGCGCCCUCCUGCCCCGCGCGCCCGCCGCCCGCGCCCGCGUCCGCGCCGCCCUGGCCCGGGCCGCCCUGGCGCCGCGGCUGCCGCACAACCUGAGCCUGGAGCUGGUGGCCGCCGCGCCCCCUGCCCGCGACCCCGCCUCACUGGCCCGCGGCCUGUGCCAGGCGCUGGCGGCGCCGGGCGUGCGGGCCGUGCUCGCAUUCCCGGGGGCGCGGCCCGAGCUGCGGCAGCUGCACUUCCUGGCGGCCGCCGCCGAGACCCCCGUGCUCAGCGUGCUGCGGCGGGAGGCGCGCGCGCCCCUCGGAGACCCGAAUCCGUUCCACCUGCAGCUGGACUGGGCCAGCCCCCUGGAGACGCUGCUCGACGUGCUGGUGUCUGUGCUGCAGGCCCAUGCCUGGGAGGACGUCGGCCUGGUGCUCUGCCGCGUGCGGGACCCUGCUGGGCUGGUGGCCCUCUGGGCCGCCCGGGCCGGCGGGGCCCCAAAGCUCGUGCUGGACCUGGGUCGGCCGGAGCCGGGUGCCGCGGGGCUGCAGGCACGCCUGGCCCCCCUGGGGGCCCCGGCGGGGGGCUCGGCCCCAGUGCCCGUGGCUGCACUCCUUGGCUGUGACGCCGCCCGCGCCCUCCGGGUGCUGCGGGCCGCGCCCCCGGGGCCCCGCUGGCUGCUGGGCACACCACUGUCCCCUGAGGUACUGCCCACGGACGGCCUGCCCCUCGGGCUGCUGGCGCUGGGCGAGGUGGCUCGGCCCCCGCUGGAGGCCGCCAUUCAUGACGCCGUGGAGCUGGUGGCUCGCGCCCUGGGAAGCGCGGCCCGUGCGGAACCGGAGCGCGCCCUCCCCCCCGCCGCGGUCAACUGCCACGACCCACGCCCGGCCGGGUCCCUGUCCUCGGGCCGCUUGCUGGCACGGUUCCUGGCCAACACGUCCUUCCAGGGCCUCACGGGGCCGGUGUGGGUGACCGGCUCCUCCCAGGUGCACGUGUCGCGGCACUUCCGAGUGUGGAGCCUGCGCCAGGACCCGCGGGGCGCCCCGGCCUGGGCCACGGUGGGCAGCUGGCGGGCCGGGCGGCUGGAGUCGGAGCCGGGCGGCGCGGCCGCGCGGCCCCCGCCGGCGCCGGGAGCCGGAGGCCGGCCCAGGCUGCGCGUGGUGACGCUGGUGGAGCACCCGUUCGUGUUCGCCCGCGAGCCGGACGAGGACGGGCAGUGCCCCGCGGGGCGGCUGUGCCUGGCCCCCGGCACCAACGACUCGGCCGCGCUGGACGCGCUGUUCGCCGCCCUGGCCAACGGCUCGGCGCCGCGGGCGCUGCGCAAGUGUUGCUACGGCUACUGCAUCGACCUGCUGGAGCGCCUGGCGGAGGACGCGCCCUUCGACUUCGAGCUGUACAUCGUGGGCGACGGCAAGUACGGCGCCCUGCGGGACGUGCCCCCGGGAGACGGUGACGCGGGCGGCGUUGACACGGACGCAGACCCCCGUGUCCAGGUCACCGCAGACAGACGUGGAAGCUACGAGCGGAGCCAGGGGCUCUGCCGGGGGCAGCAGGCCUGA